Molecule: messenger RNA, 1230 nt
Organism: Ogataea parapolymorpha DL-1
Lineage: Eukaryota; Fungi; Ascomycota; Pichiomycetes; Pichiales; Pichiaceae
Exons: 2
Coding region: 1-1230 (409 amino acids)
Source: RefSeq, a predicted model, not a curated record
AUGUCGUCAAAUUAUACCUUUGGCAAUACAAUAAUCGUGUACGGCUUCAUAGAGCCACUGAAUCAAAAGAACAAAGUUCACAGACAAGGGACCUUGAAUCAAUAUGUGUUAGUAAGAGUUGUCAAACACUUCUUGCCAGAAAUCACGGAUGAGAAUAAUCCCAGCUACUCGUUGGUGGCAAACCUUGUCUGGAAACGUUUCUAUAAUUAUCGUUCAAUUGUCCAGGCUUGGAAUGGGAUUGAACUAAGCUUCUACGAAGAAGUCAGGGAAAACAACUUGAAAGGUAAUUGGAUCAAAAAAGUUCAAUGUCAAAGCGAGACUUCAUUGGAGCCUGAUCUAGUGAUAUAUUAUAUUCCAAACAUCUUAAUCAUGUCAAGCACUCCACAUUUUUAUACUGAAUAUUUGACCACAUUGCAUUCGCUACUGUUACUGCAGGGAUUCAAAAAUCCCCUAAUUUUUGUUCCUCAGUUAAAAAAUGUGCAUAAAUGUGACCUAUCCGAUCACCUAUUCACAGUUGUACAAAAUUGGCAAGAAAUUACGACCAAGUAUGAACAAGCCAAGUGGAUAAUUGCAGGUGAUUCGGCUGGCGCAAGUCUUGCCCUCAGCUUUUUACUGUUCAGAACCGAUCCCGAUUAUAGUAUUUUCAAAAGAGACAAAGAGAGCAUUGAGGGAAAUGAGGAUAUUGAGCAGAAUUCUCAAGAAGUCAAUAAGCCGAUUUCUAAACCAUUCGGUGCUCUAUUAAUAUCCCCUUUAUUAAAAUACAAAGGAAUAUCGAAAAGGACAUCGGAAGAUACUUGUCCCGACUUCUUGACAACAGAUUUCAUUAACCGGAUCUCGCAACGUUACAUACCGUCACAUCUUCCAGAAUUAGGUAUCAUUCAUAGUCCUGGAUUUUGCAAUAAUCCGAACACUUGGGAAAGAAGCUUUCCUGAGAAAGGUGUCAUUUUGACUUGGGGAGCAGAAGAGCUUCUGCACGAUGAAAUCGAAGAUUUUGGUAAUACCUUGGCGAUGGCCGGUAGCACGAAGUUGUGGAAAAUGAAAGGCGGGAUUCAUUCAUGGCCUUUCGCUUUUUUCUUAACGGAGGACGCUCAAGACGAAAAAGAAGAUAGCUGUUUUGUUCUCGCAGGAAUUAUCUCGCGGAUGACAUUAUGGCACACGACGUAUUAUCUUGAUCCUGAAAAAUCCCAUGAGCCAAUGAAUUUGCUUACAAUCGAUGAUAAUCAUCUUUGA